UAGAAAUGUCAUUCCGUUUCGAAACCCACCGAUUCACACAUCGACCUCAAGCAGUUUGUUACCGUGGCCUUUAUUGGCGACAAUGAGGGACGGAAUCGCACCUUCAGUCGAAGAGAAAUGAAACCCAACCCUGGCAUCAAUUCCAGCACGUUUGCCGGGAUAAAACAUCGCAUCUGGAGUCUUCCGACUGCUCUGGUACUGCUCUGGGUGGUCGUCUUGUUAUGGGGUGAAAGAUUCACCUACGGGAACAGCGUCAAGCGAUGUCUCUGGCAGCAGUGGGAAUCAUGGCCAACUCACGCUCAACCGCACCACGUUCUCCUUGUUGCUGAUCCCCAGCUCGUCGAUCCACAUACCUAUCCAGACCGACCAUGGCCUCUCUCGGACCUGACUGUCGCGUACACCGAUCGCUACCUGCGUCGCUCGUAUCGACACUUGCAAGACAAGUUGCGACCCGACGCGACUCUUUUCCUCGGGGAUCUCUUCGACGGCGGACGAGAAUGGGGGACGGUCGACUCGUCUUCUCCGGAGGAGCGGUACAAGAAAUACGGCACGUCCUUCUGGAUGAAAGAGUACAUGCGCUUCUCCGACAUGUUUUUGCGCUCGUGGUACAAAGGACGACUCGCGAGCCGGGCCGAACCUGAAGGCCGUCGCAUCCUUGCUUCCUUGCCAGGGAACCACGAUCUAGGCUUUGCCGCGGGCAUCCAACAGCCUGUCAAAGAGCGCUUCGACGCAUACUUUGGCCCGAUGAACCGCAUCGACAUCAUUGGAAACCAUUCCUUCGUACACCUCGACACCGUUUCCCUGAGCGCAAUGGACCAAAUCGACCCCGAGACAGGCAGUUCGGGAGCCGGCGACGGCAGCGCGGCAGCCACAGCAUCCAGCAAGAUCUGGACGCCCGUCGAGGAGUUCCUCCAAAACGCCAAAAACACCCGUGACAAAGCCAUCCGCCAUGCCUGCGAAACUCGAUUCAACUGGCCAGCUUCAGGCCAUCGCGACCUGUUGGAUCCCAACGUUCGUUCCGCCGCAGACACAUCAGAAGACCCCAAUCCACGCCAGCCCCGUCCCAAAGUAUCAUCAUCUCAGUUUCCAACGAUCCUUCUCUCCCACGUUCCCCUCUUCCGCUCCGGCACGACCUCCUGCGGGCCCAACCGCGAACGAGGCACGUCCAUCCCCUUGUCAGCAGGAUACCAGUACCAAAACGUCCUCACGCCCUUGAUCUCCCAAGACAUUGUCAAGCACCUGACGGCCGAAGAGAUCACCAUGAUCUACUCCGGCGACGACCACGACUACUGCGAAAUCGAGCACAGCGAGUUUACGGGCCGCAUUCGCGAAAUCACCGUGAAGAGCAUGUCCUGGGCCAUGGGCAUUCGUUUGCCUGCUGUACAGCUCGUCAGUCUAUGGAAUCCCGUGGCCCAAGACGCCGUCUUUCCCAAUUCUGGCGACGACAACGACGACACCACCGGCCGACAAGCCACGCCGCGAGACACGGUCCAGAACCACCUCUGUCUCCUCCCCGACCAGCUGGGCGUGUUUAUCCGGUACGCCCAGAUGCUGGGUCUGACCGUGCUCGUCCUCAUGGUCCGCACGUUGCUACACGGUCGUGGCCGCGGCGCGACGGCACAGAGUGACCAGAAAUCGGAGCCCUUGUUGCCCAUCGCCCGCGACGUCGACCCCGCCGGGGUCCAGUCGUGCUCGUCCGUACGCAAGGAUGACGAGAACGUGGCCACGCGGAAGAUGGGGUCGUACGCUCACGGCGGACGUUCCAGAUCGUCGUCACCUUGGAAAAAACCACGCUUCAUGAAAGAUGGUGAUGAUGACGACGAGGAUGACUGGGGCAUGCCACAGUCGAAAAGGAGGUUGCGGCCUCAUCUCAAUCGUCCAGGAAAGCUCCGGUUCUUUGGAAAGUCAAUGCGGCAGGUCGCGUGGCCAGUGAUACUGUUUUAUAUCUGGUUGAUAUGGACGGGUUAGAGUUUUGUGAUAGCAACUUUAGAAGCCCAGCAAGAGAUUACUAAGGUAGUCGAAUGAACAUUCUGA
Exophiala oligosperma is the source of this 2034-nucleotide messenger RNA. RefSeq lists its product as uncharacterized. The record is from RefSeq and is a predicted model, not a curated record. The transcript has 2 exons. The coding region runs from base 118 to 1968 and encodes 616 amino acids. Gene Ontology annotation, molecular function: hydrolase activity. Gene Ontology annotation, biological process: GPI anchor biosynthetic process. NCBI's taxonomy places the organism in Eukaryota, Fungi, Ascomycota, Eurotiomycetes, Chaetothyriales, Herpotrichiellaceae. Gene Ontology annotation, cellular component: endoplasmic reticulum.